AUAAAGUAAUUGCCCAAAGUUGCACAGCAGUCAUCAAACUAAAAUGGAAGUGAAAGAAAAUCAAUCCGUUCCGACUUCCCCGGUUGUGCCCUCCAUCGACGAUCUUCCAAACGAGGUCCUCGUCAUGAUCUUCCGCUUGCUUCCGUUCGCGGACCGUCUUCAGGUGUGCAUCGUUUGCAAGCGCUGGAAUGGGCUGGUUUUCAGUUUCCUCGACGAGCACAUUUUCCUGUGCCUUAGCCAAGAGGAUCGCAACGUUCCGGAGGGAGCAUUGUCCGAGUAUCGGACCUACCGGCAGGUUAAGCUGUGCGGAAGUACUUUCGACGGUCUGGAGGAUGUACACGGCGAACGGAUUGAGGCAUUGGCCGCUGGGGCAAGGAGUUUGGUUCUGGAAAUUCGCGAACCGCAAAAGGAAGAGUUUGUCCAGCUGUUGCGGAAGUUUUGCAACCUUCGCUCGCUGACGAUGAGUUGUGAGGAGUUUUACGUGGUUGACGAGGAGGAUGAGGGACGUGGGCUGUUGCCCAACUUGGAACGGCUGGCGUUCGAGCAGCUGGGUGAUUUUCGGGACUCGGAUUCUCCGGAUCUGCUGAAGCUGUUCAUGCGGAACCGGACGAUUCGUCACUUUGUCAUUCGCUAUUGCGAUCCGGAUUUUCAUAAGAUUGUUGAAUGGAUGGAUUUGCUGGAAGCCUUGGCUCCCAGAUUGCUCUCGCUGAGCUUGAACAUCAACUGCUUCCUGGCGCGCUAUCCUUGCGAGAUGAAAUUCAAGGCGCUGAAGGUCCUCUACUUGCGGGUUCAAUUCAGCGUUGAAGGUUUUACCGCGGACGAACUUACCCAGGCGGUGUACCGAAUGGCCAACCUGGAAGAUCUGACGAUCGUGUUUUUCGCCAUGGUUGGCAAACAUCCUCUGAAGUUGGACGGCGUUUGGCAAUUGACCAAACUAAACAAGUUUAUCGCGAAUGUCGAUUCGUUCGUGCUCCCCGAAGUCAUCCAACCGAUGCCUCACCUCGAAACGCUUUCGAUAAAAAUCAAUGACGCCACCGAACUCCAAAAGUUAAAGCAGCUCUUCCCGAACCUCAAAGCGCUCGAAAUUCAAUCGAUCGCGUUUAACCGUGAACUCUGGCUACCGCUAGUGACCGCGUGGCCCACGCUGGAGAACCUCAACUUCAGAGUCGGCAACCAGUUCCUUGGCGUUCGUAUGCUGAAAACGCUGCAGAGUCUGUCGAAUCUUCGCAAGCUGGCCUUGUCGGGAGUUUACAAGGCGGCAAAUCUGUCGAUUCUGGACCCAGUGCUGGCCAUCGCGACGCUCCAGGAGCUUCACGCCAAGGGCACCUGGAAGGGCAGCGUUUCCGGGUUGAAUCGUUUCUGUCGCGUGUUUGUCAACGAAAAGUUUGUUCCACGUUCCGCGGCCUAACUUAGCGCAUAAGGCAAGCGGA
Culex quinquefasciatus (southern house mosquito) is the source of this 1430-nucleotide messenger RNA. RefSeq lists its product as uncharacterized. The transcript has 3 exons. Lineage: Eukaryota; Metazoa; Arthropoda; Insecta; Diptera; Culicidae. Gene Ontology annotation, molecular function: protein binding. The coding region runs from base 44 to 1408 and encodes 454 amino acids. The record is from RefSeq and is a predicted model, not a curated record.